AUAAAAUGAGAAGAGAAUAAGAAAAACCAUAAGAAAAUUAAAAUGACCACCACAUAAUAACUUAUCAAAAUUUGCCUAUUGAAAUUCGUCAAAGAAUUCAUAAAGAUUACUUUGCUUAUAAAAAAAAGUUCGAAUACUGGAAAACAAACUUUGAAAAUUAUAUGUUUUAGAAUGUUUCUAAGAAUUAAAUUAUUCCAAAAGAUAUUUUAAUAGAAAGCAUUUAACAUAAUCUACAAGAUGGUUUAGCCAUAGAAACAAGCCAGAGAAUUAAUAUGAAAUAAGAUUAACGUAAAAAUUAUUUAUUAAGAACGAUAGAUUAUUUAAUGGGUUCUUUGAAAGAAUUAAAAUAUUAUAAUGAUACAAAAUUAGAUACUUUAAAUAUUUGUUCUGUUUACAAUGAAAAUUUGUGCCAACUUCAUUUUGAAAUAAGUUUACCUUAUUAAUUGAAUGAUCAAAACUUUGAGUUAUUAAAAAAACAAUUUCAUAAUAAUACAUUUCUUAAUGGAAAAUUAAAAACUUUGAUUGAAAAUGAAAAUAGAAACAGUAUUCUUCUUAGAGACAUAUCAGAUCCUAACUAUUAAACAUUUGUAAUUAAUAUUUAAUAUUUGAUAUUUAGGUAACUAUUAAAGACUUUGUUAAAAUAAAUGAAGUUUAAUGGUUUGCACUAGAAACUUAUGAAUAAUAUUAGAAAAAAUAAAAAUAUUUUUCUAUAAAAAAUAACAAUAAGUGAAUUUUUUUAAUAAUCAUAGUUAAUAAUUUAAAUUUAUAGAAAACUAAGAUUAAGAGAUGAUAUUUGUGGUUGGAGUUGUAAACUAAAACAAUAUUAAUAAAAAUAUAUUUGAAUAUAUUUCUACUGAAUUUUAGAGUAAUGAAGAAAAAAAAUAGAAAGAAUAAUUAUAAAAAGACUUGAAAACUACAGAAUAGGAACUUUCAAAGCAUAAUAAUGCACUUCUUAUUAAAAUUGAUAUUUUUCAUUUUGCUGUAUUAGUCUAUCCUAAUCCUAAUAAUUCAUACUGUUUAAGAAGUGAGGAUCUAGAAAAUUUAACUUUCUUUGAUUCAUUUCUACAAUAAAUUGAAUUCUAUGAAAAUAUUUUAGGCUAAUUAAAAUUUGUAUAAAAUAACUGGAUAAUCAAUCAAUUUCAAGAUAAUUAAAUUCUUUUCUAAAAAGUUAAUCGUUAUCCUGACUUUUUUUAAUUAAGAAUUGGAUAGACUAUUUUAGUGAGAAGUAAGAAAGCAAGCCUAAAUAUAAGUAUAAAUUCAGUAGAUUAAAUUUAUGAUUGAUGAGUAAAAUAUCACAUUAUUGAAUGAAAUAAUAAUAUAAUAUAAAUAAUUAAACUUAUAUAUUAUUUAUCAAUCUAUACUAUGAAAUUUAGGGUUUAUUUUUGCCUGCUAUAUUUAAAAUUAAAUUUAAAUCAAAUAAUUUGUUUAUAAAAAUUUUUUUCAAUAAAUAAUACAGAUUUUUCUUGUUAAUUUUUUUAUU
Molecule: messenger RNA, 1480 nt
Organism: Paramecium sonneborni
Lineage: Eukaryota; Ciliophora; Oligohymenophorea; Peniculida; Parameciidae
Source: the annotation of a GenBank genome assembly